Scleropages formosus (Asian bonytongue) is the source of this 1831-nucleotide messenger RNA. RefSeq names its product peripherin-like. Lineage: Eukaryota; Metazoa; Chordata; Actinopteri; Osteoglossiformes; Osteoglossidae. The transcript has 9 exons. The record is from RefSeq and is a predicted model, not a curated record. Gene Ontology annotation, cellular component: plasma membrane; type III intermediate filament; cytoplasm. Bases 155 to 1516 code for a protein of 453 amino acids. Gene Ontology annotation, molecular function: structural constituent of cytoskeleton. Gene Ontology annotation, biological process: intermediate filament organization.
GGGAUAGACGGGCUUGUCCAGCCACCCCCUAUAAAAGUCCCAGCAUAGCUGAGCCACCCAUUCAUUUGGUUCGUUUUCUGUGCCCAAAUUCUUGUACCACACCAGCCCUUUGAGGGACACCCAGAAACUGAGCAGGGAAGGAAGAAGAGCAGUCAUGAGCCACUCUACGGUCCGAACCUCCACCUCCUACCGACGCACUUUCGGGAGCACCACUCCUGGGACGUCCUACACCCCCGUCUCCUCCCGGUUAUCUCUCUCCAUAGGACGCCUCCCCAGCUCUGCCUCCCCUGUUUCUUCGCGCUCCAGCAGCCACCGGCUCCGCUCCAGCACGUCGGCCACGCGCCUCUCCUACGACCGCACAGAUUUUUCCCUUGCAGAGGCUGCCAACCAAGAAUUCUUGGCCACCCGGAGCAAUGAGAAGGCAGAGCUACGUGAGCUCAAUGACCGCUUUGCCAACUUUAUUGAGAAAGUUCGCUACUUGGAGCAGCAGAACACGAGCCUGCAGGCUGAGCUGAGUCAUAGGCAGAGUCAGAAUGAGCCCGGCCGGGCCGCCGAGCUGUGCCAACAGGAGCUGCGCGAGCUCCGUCAUCAACUGGACCUGGUGAGCAAGGAGAAGGACAACCUCCAGGUGGAGAGGGACAACCUGGCUGAAGACCUGUCCUUCCUCAAACAGAGGCUGGAGGAGGAGACCCAGAAGAGAACCGAAGCGGAAAACAACUUGGCGAUCUUCCGCAAGGAUGUGGACGAUGCCACUCUGACUCGCCUGGAGCUGGAGAGGAAGAUCGAGUCUCUCAUGGACGAGAUUGAGUUUAUGAAGAAGGUCCAUGAAGAGGAGAUCCAAGACAUACAGGUGAAUGUGCAGACCCAGCAUCUGCAGAUGGAGGUGGACACCGCUCCACGGCCUGACCUCACCUCUGCCCUGCGGGAUAUCAGGUCCCAGUACGAGAGCAUAGCCUCCAAGAACAUGCGGGAGGCUGAGGAGUGGUACAAAUCCAAGUUCGCAGACCUGACCGAUUCAGCAAACCGCAACAUGGAGGCGCUGCGGCAGGUCAAGCAGGAAGCCAAUGAGUACCGAAGGCAGAUCCAGUCCCUCACCUGUGAGAUCGACGCGCUCAAGAGCACUAAUGAAGCCCUGCUGCGGCAAAUGCGGGAGAUGGAGGACAAGUUCGCAGUGGAGGCUGAGGGGCACCAAGGCACAGCAGCCCAACUGGAGGAGGAGAUCCGGCGUCUGAAGGACGAGAUGUCUCGCCACCUCCGCGAGUACCAGGAUCUGCUCAAUGUUAAGAUGGCGCUGGAUAUCGAGAUCGCGACCUACAGGAAGCUGCUGGAGGGAGAGGAGAGCCGAAUUACGGCUCCCACUCACAACAUGUCCUCUCUGAGCCUAAGGAGCACUGACUUUGACUUCACCGCAGACACACACAGCAAGCGGACCGUGCUCAUUAAAACCAUAGAGACCCAUGAUGGAGAGGUGGUGAAGGAGUCGAGAGAUGAUCGAGAAUUUGACCGAGACAUUUAAGAGGACAUUGAAGGGAAGAGUCCAACUGUUCCAGAGAAGUAAAUCAAGAGGGGGCCAAGAAUACAACAUAAGCAAAACGAAACCACACCCAAUGUAACAGCUUUGCUUUACAGUGGCUAAACACUUGUCUGCUCUAUCAUGGUAAGAUAAGAGGCACAAGAAACAAACAAGAAUCUUAUGUAGAUCCUAUUGUAACUUACAAUGCCUAGGUGUUUCUGUUUAUCCUCACCUUCAACACCACCUUUACCACAAUUGAAAUUCGUCCCGACAUCCUCUAAACAUUUUUUAAGAUGAAAAUGAAUUGCAUAUCUCAAA